This is a messenger RNA of Epinephelus moara (kelp grouper), 4929 nucleotides long. It is a transcript of the gene tspan7, whose product is annotated as tetraspanin 7b. Gene Ontology annotation, cellular component: membrane. The transcript is spliced from 8 exons. NCBI's taxonomy places the organism in Eukaryota, Metazoa, Chordata, Actinopteri, Perciformes, Serranidae. The record is from RefSeq and is a predicted model, not a curated record. Bases 99 to 833 code for a protein of 244 amino acids.
GCUGUGUGGCUGCAUCAGCGCACGGUUGCAACGCGACAGUUCGCAGAGCCGUUUUUUCCUCCCGUUAUUAUCACAGUGGGUCUAACGUACGCGCCACAAUGGAGACCAAACCGGUCAUCACCUGCCUGAAAACCCUCCUCAUCGUCUACUCCUUUGUCUUCUGGAUAACAGGAGCCAUCCUUCUGGCAGUGGGAGUAUGGGGGAAGUUGAUGCUGGGCCCGUAUAUCUCUCUGAUAGCCGACAACUCCACCAACGCCCCGUACGUCCUCAUCGGCACUGGGACUGUCAUCAUCGUGUUCGGCCUGUUUGGAUGCUUCGCCACUUGCAGAGGGAGCCCAUGGAUGCUGAAGCUGUAUGCCAUGUUCCUGUCGCUCGUCUUCCUCGCUGAGUUAGUUGCUGGGAUCUCUGGAUUUGUGUUUCGUCAUGAGAUAAAGGGAACCUUUCGCAGGACGUACACCGACGCAGUCCUGAACUACAACGCCGAGGAUGAAGCGAGCCGUGCCGUUGAUAACCUGCAGCACAGGCUGCGUUGCUGUGGAGUGUAUAACUACACCAGUUGGUUCGGCAGUGUGUAUUACCCAUCCAACGGCAUUCCUGCCAGCUGCUGCUUCAACGCCUCCGACUGCAACCCAGACGACCUCCGCAAUACGACUCUAGCCCCGAGCAAGGUCUACCACCAGGGCUGCUACGAGCUGGUCACUUCAUUCAUGGAGACCAACAUGGCCAUUAUCGCAGGAGUGACGUUUGGGAUCGCCUUCUCACAGCUGAUUGGCAUGUUGCUGGCCUGCUGUCUGUCCAGGAUCAUCACAGCCAAUCAGUACGAGAUGGUUUAGCUGAUGUGACGUGGCAGGGAGAUGAAGAGAAGAAGAAACAAAGAGCCUUGACACAUGACGAGUAAAUUCCCAAAACACUAUCACACGCCUGAAUUGGAAUUUACCUCCCUCCGUCUCUCUGCCUGUGAUCUUAAUGUAAUAUCUUAAUGUAUCUUACUGUAAAGCACCAUUCCACGACUCACUGCUGUUGCAUCAAAGCGUUCUAUACCACACAUCCCACCGCUGCUUGAUGUAGAAGUUGCUCAUUGGCACAUAUCUCGGAUCAGUACAGCCUGCACGGAGCGGGUAGACCAGAGUUGUCAGCGGUGUUGGUCUCAGAUAGGUCAUUGGGUGAAACUUAGCUUCUCAGUUGGCUGCAGCAUGCUCCACUGACCGUCAUCAGAAGACCACUGCACACCUUUGUACAGAAUGACAUUACUAAAGCUUGAAAGUAAUACUUUAUUAGAUAGGUUUAGUUUUGCAUUUGACUUUGCUAUUGCUCACCAUUGUAUAUUCCUAUGGUUGUGACAUUUUGUGAGCUGAUAAUGUGAGCUGGAGACUGAGGAGGAUGUUUUAAGUUUCUAGGAAAAACGAGGAAGCUAACAAAGGAGAGAAAAGUUGUAUUUUUACCUGUAGAUGAGGCACUAUAUUUUUUUGACCCAAUCAUUUGCCUCGAUAGCAGAUUAUGAGAUAAAUUAGAUGUUAAAAUUGUAAUUUACUUUACUGUCAAACUCUCUGAGUAACUUAAAAUAGCGCUAAAAUAAGUGCCCUAAUUUAACUAAAUCAAUCGUUGUGGGGAAACAGUAUUGUUACAGUAUUUCUAGCAAGUUCAGUUUAUACAGAAGACGGAGGUUUAACAUCAUCUCCUGUCUCAUAAGUGUCUGCAUGCCCAUUUUGUGAAGCAGUUUAUGCUCCGUGAGAGGAGGGAAAAUAAAAACAGAUGAUGCAACACUGCUAAUAUAGUACAAUAGUUUCCUUAGUGUUGGCACUGUCGUGCCACUGUUGUUUCCCUAAAGCUCAGUCCUGGUAAUAUACUCGUUAAGAUGUCUUGUUAUUGGUCCCAGAUUUGCUCGUUAAAGCUCAGCAAAGUUGAACUCAAUGCAGAUUUACUAAAUGGGCUUUCACAUCAGGGACCCAGGCCUGGGUACAGAUCAGUCGUUCCUAACAUGAAAAUGCCCUUAGUCUAACUUUGUGUAGUUUUCAUUGAAAUGAUUUGAUCUCACCACAAAAUCUAGUUUCACAUCCUGGUGUGACCCACACACUCAGUUAUCUUUAAAGGAGCUCUGUAUGUUAUUUAGAGCUUUAAUAAAGCAGCAAACAACUACUUGUUAAGAUGAUGGAGUAAUGGCACCCUAAGAAGAGAAUGAGGUCACUCUGCCUUUGUGUGUGUUGUAACCUGAGCUUCUCUGUCGUUUGUUGUGGUGGACGGUCCAAUGAUGUGAGUCCCUGCACUCCGCUUAUACGGUGGUUACCACUGAUAACAGUAUAGAGUCGUCAGCGAAGUAUAGUGCCAAGGCUGUGGUUCCCCCCAUGAUAACACUUUUACACUGCCUGUUCAAGGUGGGAAUGUCCCGCUGUUAUUUCUCCUCGCCAUUCUGUAUCGAAAGAAUGGGGGGACAGAGUUGUCUCACUAUUAAGCCGGCUGCAGAGGUAGUAACAGCGCCAAAUCAACAUCUGUGUGAAAGGGACAGCCGGCAGGGCAGGGCAGGUGUGACGUUCUGACAAUGUAUUAUGUGUGCGACCCACCACUUAAAGAUUUAGGAUGCAGCUAGCAGCAGUUAGCAGCUAACUCAAAGAAGAGGAACAGAAACUAAAAAUUAUGAAGACAGUGAGGUCCGGGAGCUCCUUUCCCUCCAAGCAGAGGACGAAAUCAGCUGCCACAUAACAGGGACGCUAAUUGAUUGUUACUGCCAUGUUAUGCCAUUCUUAAUUUUGAAAAAGCGCUGCCGGACGGAUAUGUUAUAUGUCACACAAGAGGCCGACGCUGUUGUGUUACAUGCCAGCACAGUAUCUGGAGCAGCAUUAUGCUGGCAUUGUUUGUUUCUGUGUAAAAAAAAUCAAAGUAGGCACAAUGAAGGGUCUUUGUUGCGGUUCUAUCGCAGAAUCUCUUUGUGAAAAGGGCUACAGUUAGCUCUGUCAGCACUGUUGCUAUUUUUAGUACUGCUUGCGCUAACUGCUAGCUGCUGGCUGAACCACCUCCAUCUUGAGAACCAUGUGUAGACCUCUGUAUCAUAGAUAUGCUCGGAAUAUCAUAUAGAGCUCCUUUAAGGUUCGUAUUCUACUAACAAUGUAGAUAUUACGAGGUGUCGUCAAAAGGGAAAAGUGUUUAUAGCUGUAUUGGAUGAAAAACACUGAGAGGGAUGAGAUGUUGUAAUCAUACAAACAGGGACAGCAGUUUCUGCCCAGAGGCAUUUAUAGUGUUAACGCCUGUUUGUCACAUGAAAAGUGAUGGAUUCUGUACUGGGAAUAUGCUCCUGAGACCUGAACUUUUGUUUGGUAUGCAUUUUUAAUUUCUUCUAGCUAUUUGGAGUCAAUAAGACCUGAUAAGUGUAAAAAACUAAAUAUUGUCAAACGAGUACUUCCUAAUUAACAGUGUCUUUGCUUGUUACUGUUGCUAAAAUUGGUAAAAUUUGUUGCCAUAUGAAGCUACAAACAUUAUUAAUCAUAAAUAAACAAGUCUCAACCAUAAAAUGUGAUCAAGUUCUGGACCUUGUCCACUUUUGUGUCGGGAUCGGCUGCAGACUGACUUGGCAGAGAUGGCAGCCAUCUUGUUUUUACAUGGAUUAGUGUAUUGUGCUCUUACUACCACUAAAUGGCACAAAAAAAGUGUCCACAAAUAAGGACAACAGGUCUAAAUUAGGUAGAAUGAAGCAUAAGGUCAAGUAAACCCAAAAUGUGAUGUCCUAAUAUGAGGACACAGGGUCUCAGGAGGAUAUUAAAGAAGUGAGAUUGAGAGACAAGGUUAAAUCCUGCCAACUUUCACACACCUCCACACACACCUGGGCAAUCUGUGUAAAAUCUGCUGCUUGGUAACCUAAAGGCACUUAAUUUUAAGCAUACUGACACUUAAGUCAUGUUUCAGUGCUUGUCUUUCUGGUUUAUGUAAAAGAAAUUGACUAAAGUCUGAAAUGUCAGGGCUUAUCUUCAAAGAGCAACUUAGCACCAGCUGAAAAUAUUGCUUUUUCUGGCCUCUGAUGGUUAAAGUUCUCACCUUGUUGCAGUGAUGUAGAGGUUUUCAACCAGAAGAGGUCAGUGAAACAAAGAUUUUCAGCCUGUUUGUUGAUAUCAAAUCAUAUCAGUUGUUUUCUCCUGGUGGACUAUAACGCCAGCUGUGUUAAAGUGAGAAAAGUCGCCGUUUGAGACGCGAAGGACUGCAACAGUUUUCAGCUAGUAUUUACAGUAUCCUAUGUAGUGCAUCAACACGCCAUCAUCAUGACCAUCAUCCUCAUCAUCACCUGUAGAUAUUUAUUGGAAAUGUAAUUUAUAUGAUGUAAUGUUUCUCAUUCUAAUAAGCUAAUCAGUAUAAAUGUUGUGUCACAGUUUUGAUUCCGCACUUUGUGCUGUUAACCUGUAUUUGUUUGAUAGUUUAUAGGAAACUCGCACUGGAAAAAUAAUUGUGGCCAAUGUUUCGUUGAGAGUAAUGUGUUUCAAUUUAGCUGUAUAUUUAUUAUGGUUUGGUUGGCAUUAAGUUUACACUUUCACCAAGUGAUUUUCUAUCUCUCUUUCAGUAUGUGUGUGUGAGUGCCUGUGUGGUUUAGUUUCUUUACUUGACCGUCUCCUUAACCUUGAGUGAGAGUGUGUGCGAGUGUAACCGAGAGAGCGUCUAGAUUUUGUGCACCCUGUUGUAUCCAACUUCGGUCAGUAUUUGGUUGUGGCUUUUCAAACCUUAUUGCUUUUAAAGCUGUACAUUUAUUUGGUGAAUGUAUGUUUUUUCCAACACUCUGAUACUUCUUGUUUUAUUUUUCCUUCCCCAAACUGAUAUUGUCCUGUAAAUACUAAAUUGUAAUACCAUCCUGCUUACACAUGGGGUCACCAGACACUCAAAAAGAAUUGCACCAUGCUGUCUACUAUUGACUAAAGUCACCAUCAGUGGUCUUAUUAUCAAUAAAUAUACAGA